This is a messenger RNA of Akanthomyces muscarius, 960 nucleotides long. RefSeq lists its product as uncharacterized. The transcript has 5 exons. Bases 1 to 960 code for a protein of 319 amino acids. Lineage: Eukaryota; Fungi; Ascomycota; Sordariomycetes; Hypocreales; Cordycipitaceae. The record is from RefSeq and is a predicted model, not a curated record.
AUGGGCCAUAAACGCGCCACAUCUGAUGACUCGUCAUUCUACGGUGAUGAAAAUGCAGUAGAAUAUCUUGAUCAACGAGUUGAAUCAUUUGAUCCUGACGAGUGGAUGAUGCAACGUCAUCGGCAACCGGGAUCGGCGCAGCCGCGCAUAGUCCAGGCUGAUACGACCGCUGAGUUACAUAACCCUUACGCAGGAGUUCCAUAUGCUUGGCAGCUUACAGAAACGGUGGACGAUUUCCUUUCCCGUCUGCCUCCAGCUACGACGACCCAAGCGCCCGAGACUCCAUGGAUAUAUAUUUGUAACCCGUAUAUUCCACGCGUCCCAAAGUCGGAGAGCUUAAACCAAGCGAGCAAAGGGAACGAGGAUGAGGGGCCUGAGCAAGACGGUUCCAGACUGGAUGUUGUCAUCGAGGGCGGUAUGGAGCGACUCGAACUUUUAGGCAAUUUUGUUCGCGAACUUCCAAAAUUCGGCCGGCCACCAUCCACCACUGAAAGGGAGAAAAAUAAAGAACGGUCACAAGCUACUUUAGACAUUCUGCAUCUCGCCCAUGUUGGAAAAGUCCGUGCAGGAAAGUGGAUGCUCUUUUGUGAUGUUUUGGAGGUGAAUGAGGUUUGGGACAUUGUCGCCAAGGCGACCGCAAAUAACGAACUCGGAAUCGCGGCAAAGGUCGCUCCGCGGCCCGAGCAAAAUGGCUCGCGGAAGGAUCGCCUUAUUUGCGUGUAUACAAAAGACUUCAUGGACAAAAUCGACGUUGGGCGCGUUGUCCAACGACUGAAGGAGCUUCGGUUGGCAGAUGGAAAGUUGAGAAAAAUCUACUACAAGCCCGAUGUCUUUACGUAUUUGGGAAUAUCAGGUGGUAAUCCGUGGGGUUUAAAGGCGUCUGUCUACAACUCCUCCGAAGUAUUUCCAUCAGUGCAAGACGCUGUAAUGACACUCAUCCAAGUGGUUUUGACGAACUAG